AUGGUUAAAAGUAAGGUUGAUGUAGGACAAGGCAAUAAAAAACCACAAGAUCUUCCCGAAUUAGAAACAAAUAGUGUUAUAAACUAUGAUGCUAAUUCUUUAGGUCUGGAUGGUGAAUAUAAUAACAAUGAAGUACAAAGUAAGGAAAUGAAUUCAAAAAUUUCUUAUGAAGAAUGUCAGAACUUUUCUACAACUUCGUUUGAAGGUAGUAACGCCGAUGAAGUCGUGCACCAAUUAGAAAACACAAUACUAUCUAUUACAAAUAUCUCAGCUGAAGAAAUUCCGACAGGUAUACCCAGUCUUUAUCCAACGUUAGAAAGCAUUUGCCCUAUAUUGGAAGAUCUAAAACUUAGCAUAGCGUCGUUAAACCAAAACUCACAAGACAGUGAAUUAAACUUGUCCGAUAUAUCUGAAAAUUCUGUGGAACUGAUCUUCGGUAAACCACUACACGACCUUGAAGAACACGUCAGUGUAUUGAAUCAUAUAUUAUUUGAGUCCGUUAAAGACCAUUCAGGACUUGAAGAUGUGCAACGAUUAGGUAUACUUGUUAAGCCACUUCAUGAAUUGCAUACUACUUAUCAAAUUCUGCAAGAAAACGUAAUAUCGCAAUACGAAAGUCUUUCAACAUUACAUGGCGAUAAUAAUAUUGCUUCGAUCAAAGAAAUCCUACAAAGUUGUGUAUUAUUAGUUGAAGAGCAGCAUGGAUUGGAAGUUGUUGAUGAUAUUUCGACUUUAGAAGAUAUCUCAUGUAUAAAAACAUCAGCUGAUUCGGUAUGUUCGGACGCGCUUCAACUUGCUGACGAACUACAAGUUGGACUCGAAGAUAGUAGAGAAAUAAUUGAGCAGGAUAAAAAUGACGAUUUAGCAAGUGGAACAACAUCAAUACAAGCCGGUGAUAUUAUUAAAAAUAUAGAGGCUAGUAUUGAAACAAAAGAAGAUUUACGAAAUAGUAGUUUUGAAGUUUGUGAUGCUGAAACAAUGUUUAUGGAACCGCCAAUAAGUAGUGCAUUGCCCUGUGAUAUUACAACUGCCGAUGUAGUUCUAACGCCAGAAAUGGAAAUUAAUAAUAUUGUCCAUGAACAAAUAACUGAUAUCCAAAUAGACUUAACUCAACAACCUGAAGAGAAAAUGCAAAUGUGUGAUAACAGAGUGGAAUUAGAAGAUUCUUUAAAGUGUGAAAUUAAAAAUGAUACUAAUGAAAGUUUAGAAAAUAACAAUUUGCAUGAAACCAAUACAAAGAUCUUAUCUGAAAAGAGUAGUGCUGAUCAGUGUAACGUGGAUCUUAAUAAAGAAGAAAUUGAAACAAAGGUUAAAACAAAGCAACCAAGUAAAGUUGCCGAACCCGUAGAAACUUUUGACGAAAUGCAUACUAAUGAUGGUUUAAAUAUAGUAUCAGAUAUGCCAGAGGCUAUUCAAUGUGAGAUGGAUGACGAGAUAGAAAAAGAAGCCACAAUAAACGUACAGAAAUUGCAAGCAAGUGGUGAUAUCAUAUAA
Leptosia nina is the source of this 1494-nucleotide messenger RNA. The record is from the annotation of a GenBank genome assembly. Lineage: Eukaryota; Metazoa; Arthropoda; Insecta; Lepidoptera; Pieridae.